AGCCGCCUGAGCUCCCCCCGGGGCCGGGAGGCUGCCUCUGGCCGGGGCUCAGCAGGCGGCUUUCUGGGACAGCCAUUUCUGAUUCCAAGCCGGUGUUAAGCCGGCUGUCUGAGGGCAGAGCGGAGUCAGUCCACCUCUGCUCGGCACCGAACGGCAGCAGCAUGGUGCUCCGGGGAGCCUGCAUCCUCCUCCUUUGCCUCCUCUCCCUCACCCAGGUCUCCAGCCAGCAAAACGCCAAAGUCCGACAAAAACCAGUGGCUGCCAAGAAAGAUGGUGUGAGCCUGAAAAUGAUUGAAGACCUAAAGGCCAUGAUUGACAACAUCUCUCAGGAGGUUGCUCUACUGAAGGAAAAGCAAGCACUCCAGACAGUUUGCCUGAAAGGCACCAAAAUUCACCUAAAAUGCUUUCUUGCAUUUUCGGAGACCAAGACGUACCACGAGGCCAGCGAAAACUGCAUCUCGCAGGGCGGCACGCUCAGCACCCCCCAGAGCGGGGAGGAGAACGAUGCUCUCUACGACUACAUGCGCAAGAGCAUCGGCUCCGAAGCGGAGAUCUGGCUGGGCCUCAACGACAUGGCGGCGGAGGGCAAGUGGGUCGACAUGACGGGCGGUCCUGUCCGCUACAAGAACUGGGAGACUGAAAUCACCACCCAGCCUGACGGUGGCAAGCUGGAAAACUGCGCAGCUUUGUCAGGGGCUGCGAUCGGCAAGUGGUUCGACAAGAGGUGCAAAGACCAGCUGCCCUACGUCUGCCAAUUCAUGAUCGUGUAGCGGCGGGGCCUUCCCCCACCCGCCCACAACCUGGGUCUUCCCCCUUGGCAGCAGGAUUAUAAAGCUAUAGGUAUGUGUACGUGUCCAUGUAUGUAUGCACGCACGCGCACACAUGUUCAAGUAGAGUCACUCUUUGCAACGAGAAUCGUCACAGCUCAGUGUCGGAUUAGAGACCAUUAGAGCAUUUCAAUUUGGCCACAUCCAGCCCCAUUAGCAGCUGCAUCGUUCUUACUAAGGCAUGAUUUAUAGAUAUUUUUUUUUUUUUUUUACACAGGGAAUUUAUGAGGAUGGCCUGGUUGUUUUGGCAAAGAACUGCUGCAGCAGUCCAGCCUGGCAAACAGCUGCCUUGGCUGCCCAGGGCCUUUCCCAUCUUGUUGAGCUUUGUUGGGACACCAGCAUAGCUAGCUCCUGCUUUCUUCCCCUGUUUUGCUCCCCCACGAGCCCUGGCAGCGAUCUGUGGGAGCUCCUUGUUCUUCACAGUGCCCUGAUCCAGUCUCCUAGGGAUCAAGAUUCGGUCUUGACAAGCAGAGGGAGUUACUCCUGCUUUGCAUUGAGAGAUACAAUCGGGCUUGUUGGCUGAGUACCAGCAGCUCAGCGGGUUGUCCAACUAGUCCAGUGAUGUGUAUGAAUGAAUUAACAAGUAACAGGCAUGGGUUGACUUACUGAGAAGGCGGGUGUCCUUUCCAGAAGCAUUCCUCGCUUUGUUGGUCCUUUUCUCAUCAGCCAGAAGCCAGUUUCACUGAUUUCAGUGGGAGAGUGAGACCCACUUCCAGAUCUUUUAGAAAAAAAGAAAAAAAAAAUCCCAUCGGAAGCUUUAUUUAUGCUCCAGCAUCACAGGGGAAGCAGGGAUGACUUGCAGCAUAGUCAGUCAAAUAUAUUCCUGGAAAUAGAAGAUGAAAAUAUUACAUAAAUAACAGAAAGUAAUGCUAGGAUGGAAUAUGCAGCCAUGUAAAAAACAACUGUGUAUCAAAAACGAACCCCAGAACAACUCACUUCAGCAGCUUCAGGAAACAUCUGACCUGUUUAAAGGAUUGAAACCCAGCUGAUAGUACAGUCUUUGUUGAUCCAGGCACAGUCCUCAGCAAACAUAAAUUUGCUGAGUACUGUUUGAGCCUAUUAAGUCAUGCCCAGCUGAAGGUCUGGCCUCAGUAAUUCUUGGCUGAAAAAAAGGUUAAAGAAAAAAAAAUAAAUUGUAAUAAACAGCAAUGAUGGGAAAGAAGUGCAGGCUGUUGGCUGAAAGGUAUCAGCGGUUCUUUUGUUGUCCGGUGCUUGGUUUGGGUCACAUCCCCUGCGCUGUCAGGUUGGGCAUGUCAAGAACUGAUGCACAUGGGGAGCCCAUGGAAGAGGUAUUUCAAUUUGCUGCCUUGUUUAAAAACAGCAUGAUGGUGGGUAUUCCAAGAUGUCUAGUGGGAGUCAAGCUGGAGAGAUUGAAACACAGACACACACAAAUGCAGGGUGCACGCUUCCGAGGCUGUCACUAUUGCCAAACUCUCUGCUGUUCAAACGACUAUAAAAUAAAAUAUAUAUAUAUAGCUUGCUGAAG
Athene cunicularia (burrowing owl) is the source of this 2313-nucleotide messenger RNA. RefSeq names its product C-type lectin domain family 3 member B (gene CLEC3B). NCBI's taxonomy places the organism in Eukaryota, Metazoa, Chordata, Aves, Strigiformes, Strigidae. The coding region runs from base 162 to 770 and encodes 202 amino acids. The record is from RefSeq and is a predicted model, not a curated record. The transcript has 3 exons.